Messenger RNA from Priapulus caudatus, 488 nucleotides. RefSeq lists its product as uncharacterized. The record is from RefSeq and is a predicted model, not a curated record. NCBI's taxonomy places the organism in Eukaryota, Metazoa, Priapulida, Priapulimorpha, Priapulimorphida, Priapulidae.
ACAAAGAGAAACGAACAAAGAUGGCGGCGCCCAUUAAGUGCGAGGAAUCUUUUCUUAGUGCUUACACUUCUUCUAUCUGGCGACCUAGAGGUAAAUCCCGGACCAAGACACAUCUCAAACCCUUGUGAAAUAUGCACCAAGGGAGUAAGGGCCAACCAAAAAGGCAUACAAUGCGACAAAUGCGAUUUCUGGUUCCAUUGUCGUUGCAUUGGAAUGGACCCCACAGUGUACAAGAACUAUCAAGACGACGAGGCGCUUGAAUUCGUAUGCCCGGUAUGUGCACCACCGGGGCAAAAUGAAGAACCAGAGGAUACGGCAAAUUACUUAGAUGAACUUGUUCAGCUUCGUAAGAAAUUUCCGAAAAACAUUAUCGUAGCACAUUUGAACAUUAACAGCAUGAAAACAAAAUAUGUCAUGGCGACAGACAUACUAUAUCAAAAACUAGUAGACAUCUUUAUAAUCGGUGAAUCAAAAUUGGAUGAUUCUUU